ACCCGAUGCGCAGUUUAUUUUUUUUAUCUUCACUGCGUCAAACAGACCCAGUUAUUGAACGUAUGUACAUACUCAAGACAUUUUUAAUAAUCAGUGUCCCAUUUUUUGAUCCCUUUGGCUAUUCACAUGACUUACGCCAAUAUAUAAGUAUUCCGAGACAAAAUAUAUUAAUACAUUAUCAACAAUGGAGACAUCAGUCUCAGUAUUCGUCUUUUGCAUCUUCAUUCAUUUUCUUCCGUAUGUCUCGGCCAAACCGCCACAUAUUCUUUUCAUCGUGGCAGACGACUAUGGUUGGAACGAUGUUGGAUUUCGCAACCCUAGUGUCCUCACCCCAAAUAUCGAUAAAUUGGCUCGCAGUGGGAUGAUCCUGAAUUCAUCUUACGUAAUGCCAGUCUGCACACCAUCAAGAAAUUCAUUUAUGACCGGUCAAUAUGCCUUUAAAUCAGGAUUACAGCAUAUUGUGAUCUUACCACAACAAGCCACUUGUGCCCCUCUUAACAAUACAUUUUUACCUCAGAAGUUGAAGGAACUUGGGUACGCAACUCAUGCGAUUGGAAAGUGGCAUUUGGGAUUUUGUAAGUGGGAGUGUACCCCUACGUAUCGAGGAUUUGACACAUUCUACGGAUAUUACAACGGCGCAGAGGACUACUACAAUCUCAGUAUCGCUGGAGGUAAAGACUUCAGAGACAAUAGAACACCUGUUAACGCAACAGGUGAAUACUCCACGAUUUUGUAUGCCAGGCGAGCAGAGUCCAUAAUUAAAGACCACGAUGCAUCUAAACCUAUGUACAUGUAUUUACCUUUCCAAUCAGUACACGAACCCCUUCAGGUCCCUCAGAAGUAUAGCGACAUGUACUCUAAGGUACAUACAGAAUCCCGCCGGACCUACCUAGGAAUGGUAACUGCAAUGGAUGAAGCUAUCGGCAACAUUACAAAAGCUCUAAAGACAAAGGGAAUGUUCGACGACACUCUCAUAGUAUUUACUGCCGAUAAUGGAGGUUGGAUUACAUACGCUGGGAAUAAUUACCCUUUAAGGGGUGGAAAGACCACUGUGUUUGAAGGAGGAACUAGAGCAACUGCUUUUGUUUCCGGGGCAGGGAUUCAAAAGUCAAACUAUGUUUAUCCAGGAAUGAUUCAUGCAGUAGAUUGGAUGCCAACAGUGCUAAGCGCCGCAGGAGGAACGCCAGACCCGACAUUGGAUGGCAUCGAUCAGUGGGAUAGUCUACGAACAGCAGGGGAAUCAAAACGAACCGAGUUUAUCUACAACAUCGACGAUUUAAGGCCGGAGAUCUGUGGUCAUGCUGCCAUUAGGAUUGGUGACUACAAGUUGAUCGAUGGUUAUCCUGGGGCCUACCAAGACUGGUACAAGCCAGACCAAGUCGUGUCUGACUUGUAUGAAAAUGUAUCUUUAAACGACACGCGUCCUUUUUUCGACAAAAUGAUGCUUUUUAAUCUUAAAGACGAUCCUAACGAACAUGUCGAUUUAUCCAAGAAGCACCCAGAUAUAGUUAAAAAACUGAAGUCGAGACUCGAUGUGGACUCGAAAUUAGAUGGUAUUGAUCAGUGGGAUAGUCUUCGAACAGCACGAGAAUCGAAAAGAAACGAGUUUAUCUACAACAUUGACGACUUUAGGCCAGAGAUUGGUGGCCAUGCAGCCAUAAGGAUAGGUGACUAUAAGUUGAUUGAUGGUUAUCCUGGGCUCCACCAAGGUUGGUACAAGCCAGAUCAUGUAGGCUAUGACCUGAACGAAGAUGUUUCGACAAACUGCAUGCGCCCUUUUUUCGACAAAAUGAUGCUCUUUAACUUGCAGGACGACCCUAAUGAACAUGUCGAUUUAUCCAGGAAGCACCCAGAUAUAGUGAAAAAAUUGAAGUCGAGACUCGAGUACUAUCAUAAUCAAAUUGUUCCUGCAAAUUUCCCUAAGAAUUCGGCAUCGUCAGCCCCAACCAGUUACGGAGGAUUUUGGUCUCCAGGAUGGUGUUAAUGUGUUGUAGACUAAAAAGGUCUUUAGUGUUGUUCUUUUGAAUAAUUUUAAUUGUUUUAAAAAUAUAAAGCUUAAACAGACAAUAAAAUUUUUUUGAUUGGGCAUAUACAUAAAUUUGUUAAUCAUAAAGUAAAAUGCAAUAUGUAUUUA
Messenger RNA from Magallana angulata, 2134 nucleotides. Its product is annotated as arylsulfatase B-like. The record is from RefSeq and is a predicted model, not a curated record. The transcript is spliced from 18 exons. Bases 185 to 1984 code for a protein of 599 amino acids. Lineage: Eukaryota; Metazoa; Mollusca; Bivalvia; Ostreida; Ostreidae.